AUUUUCCAUUUUUCUUAUCUCUGCAACUCCAAUGGUGGUUUCUCUUCUCCUUCUCGGAUCACCCAUCUCCCACUACUCUUAAUCAGUUCCUAUCUCUUCCACCCAUCUUCUUCUCCCCCAUGGAAACAAUCUUCUCUCCUCAUUCUCUCUGUUCUCUCCCAAAACCCUAUUUCUCUCCAACCCUCCAACCCAGAUUCAAUCCCACAAAACCCAUUUCUUCUCUCCUCAAGAAACGAUCGAUUCAAGUAUCAAAUCAGCCAUCUAUUUCAAUACCCAGAAAUUGGGUAACGUUUAUAAACCAAGGAUUAGCAGCAAUUGCUCUGUCCCUUGCACUUAAUCUCUGUCCAAUCUCUGAACCUGCAUUAGCGUCUGAGUUUGAUGUCAUCAAUGAAGGCCCUCCUAAAGAUACUUACGUUGUAGAUGAUGCCGGAGUUUUAAGCCGGUUAACAAGAUCUGAUUUGAAACGACUGUUAUCUGAUUUGGAAUCAAGAAAGAACUUCCGUAUCAAUUUCAUCACUGUCCGCAAGCUGACUAGUAAAGCUGAUGCUUUUGAAUAUGCUGAUCAAGUAUUAGAACGUUGGUAUCCAUCUCUUGAAGAUGGAAACAAUAAAGGAAUUGUUGUUCUUGUAACUAGUCAGAAAGAAGGUGCUGUAACAGGUGGUCCUGAGUUUAUCAAAGCCGUUGGCGAUGCAAUUCUUGAUGCUACUGUUUCUGAGAAUCUACCCGUUUUAGCAACUGAAGAGAAGUAUAAUGAAGCGGUUUAUACGACAGCUAAACGAUUGGUGGCUGCCAUUGAUGGGCUUCCUGAUCCGGGAGGUCCUCAGUUUAAGGAUAACAAAAGGGAAUCGAAUUUUAAGUCAAAGGAAGAGACUGAUGAGAAGAGGGGACAGUUUACUACUGUUGUUGGAGGGCUUUUGGUUAUUGCAUUUGUUGUUCCAAUGGCACAAUACUAUGCUUAUGUAUCUAAGAAAUGAUUUUUUUUCUUUGGUUCUUAUGAAAUAUGUGACAUGUAGAGAUAACAAUCGAUUGAUGUUCGUCGAUCGGAUAAAAUGAAAUCGUUUAUACUUUAUAUUUUCAA
Messenger RNA from Impatiens glandulifera, 1078 nucleotides. Its product is annotated as UPF0603 protein OsI_019212, chloroplastic. The record is from RefSeq and is a predicted model, not a curated record. The transcript has 3 exons. The coding region runs from base 120 to 974 and encodes 284 amino acids. NCBI's taxonomy places the organism in Eukaryota, Viridiplantae, Streptophyta, Magnoliopsida, Ericales, Balsaminaceae.